AUGCGCCACUCCGCCGUGUUCUCCGUUCUUCUCGCUGCUGCGACCGCCGCGCCGGCUCUGGCACUCCCCAUCGCAUUUUGGUCCCGCGGCGAAAAGGAUGAGACUCUGUACGAGCGGGGCCUCGAGGACAACUUCUGGGCCCGCGACGUGAUGCCCAGGGGCGGAGGACCGCGCCCGCUUCCUGCGACCCCGAAGCCAAAGCCGCGCCCGCUGCCUCCGACCCCGAAGCCGAAGUCGCGCCCGCUGCCCAGACCGCCUACCAGCCGCCGCAGCUUGAGCGACGCUGAGCUUGAGGAGCGCGGCUUCGAUGAGGAGUGCCUCUUCCAGCGUUCGUUCGACAAUGAGGAAGCCUUCUGGGCCCGCGAUUUGAUGCCCAGAAGCCCGCCGCCUGGAGCAGGGUGGCACGGGCCGAGGCGUAUGCGCCGCGAGGUGGAGGAGCUGUUUGCGAGGGCGAUGGAGAUCGGCGAGUUGGACUGAGUCCGUGGAUGUCGAUGUGCUGGGGUGGUAGUUACGUUGUGUCUUUUCUUACGCAUGUCGUUCAUUGUGUAUGUCCGGUGAAAUACGACGGUGACUGUACAGUGCAGGCACUCUGUAUUCAAC
Fomitopsis serialis is the source of this 600-nucleotide messenger RNA. RefSeq lists its product as uncharacterized. Lineage: Eukaryota; Fungi; Basidiomycota; Agaricomycetes; Polyporales; Fomitopsidaceae. The coding region runs from base 1 to 477 and encodes 158 amino acids. The record is from RefSeq and is a predicted model, not a curated record. The transcript has 2 exons.